Messenger RNA from Durio zibethinus, 2864 nucleotides. RefSeq lists its product as uncharacterized. The record is from RefSeq and is a predicted model, not a curated record. Lineage: Eukaryota; Viridiplantae; Streptophyta; Magnoliopsida; Malvales; Malvaceae.
AUAAAAUUCAGUUGUUCUUGAAAAAUUAGCCAGCAAAUUUGACCAUCAAGACUCAAAAAUUUAAGAUUUUUCAGUAACUUAGAAGAAUAAAGCAAGAAUUUGAAACUUCCCCAAUUUAGCCAUUAGGCACCAAGGAUUUUUUGGCCUUUCCAAAAUCUGCGGAGUUUCUCUGACCUUUUCCAACCUUUCCUCUCAAGUAAUUUACUUUAAAUACGAUUUAAGACAAGCCAGACAAAAUAAGGCAAUUGCGUGAAGCCCACGAGGGCCAAUCAAAAGUGGGCCCAAAAAUUCCUGAGCUGACGUCUUCUCCAAUCUUAGGGCCAUUGAGUCAGACGCAGAUCUCAACUUGUUCUUCUUCCUCUGGCGCCGCUAGGUUUUACCGAAAACGAAAAAAGAAUGAAGUUUGGGCAUUAAAAACACAUCCGAAUUUUUUAUUGUUAAUCAGAACAGAAUCAUCCAUGAGAAAAUGCUUUCAAGAACUUCGUCUUCUGCUUCUUCUUCUAUUAUUCACCGCCUUCAUACGCUAGCUUCUUCAAAGCUCCCUCUUUUGCCUUCUCUUUCUACAUCGCCAUGUCCAGACUUUUGACAUUUGUUAGGAAAGCUGCGCAAUCUGCUAUUUCAAACCAGAGAAGGAGUUAUUCAGAAUUUAGGAAGUAUGGAACAGUUGUUAGUAUUGGGUUGCGUUUGCCACAAUGUAGAGUUUACUCCAAUUAUAGGUAUAACAUUGGAGGAAAGCCUCCCUUCUUACUGCAGAAUACCAAGGAAGGGUUGUGUCGAGGUUAUUUUGCCAGGAACCAUUCCUUCCUUUCUGCAAGUGGUGCAGUAACUCAUCAUGCCCAAGUUGCUUGGAAAAGGCUUACCCACAAAUGUUCUGCCACUGGUCGUACUUUACCCCAAAUAAGCAGGAUUGCUCAAGCAGUCAGCUUAGCUUUGUCCCGCUCACACUUGAUAGUUCCUGGUAUUUUUGGCUUGAUAUGUGGACAAGUGGCAUUGGCACAGAGGACUUUAGUACAGACAGAUUACUACCCAUCACAGAAUUCUUUGUCUAUGCGUGCACAAGAUGGGCAUGCUUUUGUUUCCUCUUUACUAUUAUCGGUAGUAGAAGGUGUUAUACUGCUGGUGAGGGCUCUGUAUCUUGCAGUUUUAUUCUCUCCUAGCAUAAUAAUGGCACCAUUUGCCGACUCUUGUGGUCCCCAAUUCAGGAAAAUGUGGCUUGAGGUUGUGCAUCGCACACUUGAAAAGGCAGGUCCAGCAUUCAUAAAGUGGGGUCAAUGGGCAGCAACACGACCAGAUCUCUUCCCUAGAGAUUUAUGCACCAAGCUUUCAGAGCUUCACAGCAAAGCUCCUGAACAUAGCUUUGCCUACACAAAGAAAACUAUUGAAAGAGCAUUUGGCCGCAAGCUUUCUGAAAUUUUUGAGCGUUUUGAAGAGGAACCUGUGGCAUCUGGAAGUAUAGCUCAGGUGCACCGGGCUACUUUGAGAUUCCGCUAUCCUGGUCAACAGGUCAAGCCUAUGGUAGUUGCUGUAAAGGUUAGACAUCCUGGUGUUGGUGAAUCAAUUAGGAGAGAUUUUAUGAUUAUCAACACAGUGGCAAAGUUAUCAAAGUUCAUUCCAACACUGAACUGGUUGAGAUUGGACGAGAGCGUCCAGCAGUUUGCUGUUUUUAUGAUGUCUCAAGUUGAUCUUGCAAGGGAAGCUGCCCAUUUGAACCGUUUUAUAUACAAUUUCCGAAGAUGGAAGGAUGUUUCUUUUCCUAAGCCUGUGUAUCCACUUGUGCAUCCUGCUGUUUUAGUGGAAACUUAUGAGCAAGGGGAAAGUGUCGCACAUUAUGUUGAUGGACUUAAAGGACAUGACCGGAUUAAGAUUGCACUUGCUCAUAUUGGAACUCAUGCACUUUUAAAGAUGCUUUUGGUGGACAACUUUAUUCAUGCUGACAUGCAUCCUGGAAAUAUCCUUGUUCGGGUGUCUCAAAGCAAGGCUUCUCGAAAACGGCUAUUUAAAUCAAAGCCUCAUGUCAUCUUCCUUGAUGUAGGCAUGACUGCUGAACUUUCUAAGGGUGACCGUGUAAAUUUAUUGGAAUUUUUUAAGGCUGUUGCCCGUAGAGAUGGCCGCACUGCUGCAGAGUGCACACUCAGACUAUCGCAGCGACAAAACUGCCCGAACCCUAAGGCUUUUAUUGAGGAAGUAGAAGAAGCAUUCACUUUUUGGGGUACUCCAGAGGGUGAUCUAGUCCAUCCGGGUGAAUGCAUGCAACAACUGCUUGAGAAAGUAAGGCGUCAUAAAGUCAAUAUUGAUGGAAAUGUAUGCACUGUGAUGGUCACAACUUUGGUUCUUGAGGGUUGGCAAAAGAAACUUGAUCCAGGAUAUAAUGUAAUGCAAACGCUACAGACAUUGCUACUCAAAGCUGACUGGGCAAAAUCGCUUUCCUACACUAUUGAUGGGCUGAUGGCUCCAUAAAACAUUAUCCGAAGUAUGGUUAGCUGAAUGCAUUCUCUCAAUGGAUCAUUUGUUUCUGUUUCUAGAAAACAAUUUUGAUAGAGCUGAGACCCUAGAAUAUACCGGUCCUGAAAAGCAUCAUAAGUAGUAUUUAUCUUUUCAAUGAAAUUUUGAGCUAAUGUGAAAUUUAAUCCUUCUGUAAUUAUUUGUUAGUUUGUUACUUUCCGCUAUUCAUUGCUGUUAUAUCUUUAGCCCCCAAAACUCACAGAGGGGCAACACAGAAAUAAAGUGUCAAACUUUUUUUUUUUUCCUUUAAAUUGUUAUGGAGGGACAAACAAUUCAUGUACCAACACGUAGUGGUCGAUUGGUUUUGUUGUGUACUUUAUGUUUUCGAAACUUUUGUUUUGUUUUAUUUUUAAUUUAUUGAA